This is a messenger RNA of Closterium sp. Naga37s-1, 1899 nucleotides long. Lineage: Eukaryota; Viridiplantae; Streptophyta; Zygnematophyceae; Desmidiales; Closteriaceae. The record is from the annotation of a GenBank genome assembly.
AUGAUGUCUUAUUCGCACUCGUCUCCGCUCCGCCCCUCUGCGCCGCACGCCCCGCACGCGCUCGACGCGCACCAGCGGAAAUCCCCCACCCCCCCGCCUCCCGCCGGUGCCACCCAUCCGCCCUUCCGCGGACCAGCGCCUGCACCUGGGCCUGCGCCGCACUCCCCGCUCUCCGCGCGCGGCCCUCUCUCCGCCCCUCCCAUCUCCCACCCGCAAUCACACCCCCCCAGCUCACACCCGCUACAAUCACACCCGCCGUUUCAACCCCCUCCUCCGCACUCCCCCCCGUCACGCUCCUUGCCCUCCCACCCCCCUCCCUCUCACCCUCCCCCAUCGCUUCCCCACCCUCUAUCCCACCCGCCACUGUCACACCCGCCACUGUCACACGCGCCACAGUCACACCCGUCACUAUCGCGCCCCACUCACCCCCCGCCCGGGUACAGACCUCCCCCGCAAGGCCCCCCUGGCACUGCCAAGCCCGCAGGGGGGGCAACUGGGGGAGCAGCAGGAGGGGCAGCAGCAGGGGGAAGGGGAGGGGUGGGUGCAGCGGGAGGGGCGUUAAUGGCAGAGGCAAGGCUCGUGGCGGGCGAUAGUGGACAAGGUGGUGGAGUGGAAAUGGAGGCAAGGCUCGUGGCGGGCGAUGAUGGACAAGGUGGUGGAGUGGAAAUGGAGGCAAGGCUCGUGGCGGGCGAUGAUGGACAAGGUGGUGGAGUGGAAAUGGAGCGGCAGGGCUCGUGGCGGGCAAUAGUGGACAAGGUGGUGGAGGGGUACAAGCUGGCGGGGCUGGCGCAGCAGCUGGCGUUACGCGGUUACCACGUGCUGGCGCUGAUGAAGCUGCGCAUGUACGGGGCAGCGGCAGAGGAGCUCACACUGCUGGGCAACCUUGAUUCGCCGCAGUACCGCUACGAGGCUCACCCUGGCAUGUACCCCGGGAGGAAAGGCUCCAUGCUACCCUUCGCCCUGCGCUGGCUCGCAGCAGAGCUGCCCCACCGCAUGGGAAAUCCUGCACUCACAUUGGAGCGACUUUGCGCUCUGCAGGCGUACUGCACAGCUAAGGUGUCCCACCGCAUGGGCAAUCCCGCAUUCUCAUUCGAGCGGCUGUGUGCUGUGAAGGGGUGGCAGGCAGUGCGGCACGCGCUCGUAUCCCACCACCUGGCGCAGCGAGACUACCCCACCGCGCUCCUCUGGCUGCAGCGGCUCCUGCGCUACGAGCCGAGCAACGCCGCCCUGCUCUCGCGGUACGGCCUCGUUCGGCUGCAGCUGGGGGACGUGGAGGGCGCGAGCGCUGCGUUCGGAUUGGUGGAGAAGAUGGUGGUGCAUCGCGAGGUGGAGAUGGAGAGUGAGGGGGGGAGUGGGGGAGGAGGGGAGGAGGGGGCGGGGGAGGGAGGAGGAGGAGGAGGAGGAGGAGGAGGAGAGACAGCAGGAAAUGCGAGUAACACAGCUGGAGCAGAAGCAGGAGCAGGAGCAGGAGCAACAGGAGCAGGAGGAGGAGGGAGCGAUGGGGGUGUGGGGGCAGGGGGGGUGACAGCAGCAAAUGUGGGGGAGAUGAAGCGGCUGGUGCGGCUGAACAAGGCUCUGGUGCACUUUGCUCGCAAGGAGCACGGGCAGGCACUGCAGCUGUUCACUGCGGUGACUAAAGAGGACCCUACCAACUCCAUUGCUGCGAAUAACAAGGCCCUCUGCCUGAUGUACGGCCGAGAUCUCGCGACGGCGGUGCGGGUGCUGGAGGACCAAUUGCAGGCGAGCCCGCUGACAGCUGUCGACGAGACAGUGGUGCUCAACCUGUGCUCCAUGUACGAACUGGCGGCGUCUGAUACGCUCAACGCCAAGAGCACGCUCAGCAACUGGCUCACGCGGCUCGCUCCUGACGACUUUGACUUUGCCUGCACUCGGCUGUAG